Cotesia glomerata is the source of this 1361-nucleotide messenger RNA. Its product is annotated as sodium channel protein Nach-like. The coding region runs from base 46 to 1356 and encodes 436 amino acids. NCBI's taxonomy places the organism in Eukaryota, Metazoa, Arthropoda, Insecta, Hymenoptera, Braconidae. The record is from RefSeq and is a predicted model, not a curated record. Gene Ontology annotation, cellular component: membrane. The transcript has 5 exons. Gene Ontology annotation, molecular function: ligand-gated sodium channel activity. Gene Ontology annotation, biological process: sodium ion transmembrane transport.
UAAAUUUUUUUUUCUGUGUAGAUUAUUUAUUAGUACAACGUUAAAAUGAUGAAUCGUCGUUAUUUUCCGCCACUCCAUGAAUUGAAAAAAAGUUUUAAAUUACGCAGUAGAGAAUAUUUAAGCGAAAAUACACUUCAUGGAUUUCGAUAUUUUGUUGAUUCAAGUCGUCCAACUUGGGAAAGAUUUGUCUGGUUUCUUUGUACAGUUUUAUCACUAUGUGCUGCUUUAGGAAUAAUAGUUACUAUUUUUGAAAAAUUUGUUACAAAUCCAACUUUAACUGGUGUAGUGGUGGGACAAGAGAAUUCCCAAAAUAUGUUGCCGAGUAUAACUCUUUGUAUGACGUCGGAUUAUUUAGAUCUUUCUCGAGUGUCCGAGGAUGAGGGGAUUACUUACGAAUCAUAUUAUAAUUGGGAUUGGAAACCAAUAGUCAAUAUAACUUCACCAAAGUUAUCUCAAUCAUUAAGUGAUAUAUUUCUCCAAAUAACACCAUCUUGCGAUAAUUUAUUAGCAGAUUGUUUUAAACAAGGGAUCAGAAAACACUGCAAAAAAAUUUUUAAAAAAAUGUUGACUCCUGCAGGAAUUUGUUGUAAAAGUUUGACAGCCAUAGCUCGUUCUGCAAACGACGAUAUGAAAUCACGUUUUACUCUAAAAUAUUAUAAAAAGUUUAUAAAUCUUUAUUUUUUCGGAAAUGAUGAAGAAAUACCUGAACGUGAGAGCCCGAUAAGUUAUACUAUGAGACGAAAUAUGGAAUUUAUGUUGUCGUUGACAGUAACCGAUGCUUCCGGAGAAAUGCGUAUUCUUACCCAUUCUCAGAGACAGUGUAUAUUUUAUGAUGAAGGUAUAUCAUACAACAAUUGCAUGAUGGAGUGUAGGAAAAAAACAAUCCAUAAAGUAUGUGGAUGUCUCCCAUGGUUUUACAGCAAAAAUAAAUUAGAGGAAUGUAGCUUAGAACAAUAUUCAUGCCUAUCGGAUAAUGAAAACCGCUUGCGCACACCAAAAUGUGCAUCUGAUUGUUAUCUCUAUUGCAAUCAUACCACCUAUAUAUUUGAGACCAUCGUGAACGGUGAUGUAACAGUCGUCGAUGCCAGAUGGCCGCUUGUCCGCUACAGACGAGAAGUACGAUUUGGUUGGCUGGACCUUGUAGUCUCGUUCGGUGGUAUUAUGGGACUAUUUCUAGGAUAUUCUAUUUUAACAACUAUCGAAUUGAUUUACUAUUUUUCUUUGCGAUUUUAUUGUGGAGCUGUUGUUGUACAUGACGACCAUAUUAAUAAGCGGUUUAAAAUAAUAAAUGUUAUUAAGAAACCAAAACAAGUUAAACUUCCGACUACUAUGAUGUAUUAUGAUUAUGUUGAAUAAGAAAU